CGAAUUUCGUAGGAGUCGCUGUUCCGCGGGUAACCGCCGAGCCCGAAACUAAACGUUCAGUGCGUUAGGCAGCCGGAAUUGUACACAUUAUUGCUAAUAUGUGUGCACGAAAAGAUAACUUAAUAUUAUUUUAAUUCAAUUAAUCUUAAAUAUUUUGUAAACUAUCUAGUCAGUUGUUUUUAACUUUUAUUGUUGAUGUUUAAUAAUUAUUAAUAUUAUUUUUAUUUUUAUUUAUACAUAUAUUUUUAAGUGUUAAUUUUACAAUUUUUUUGGAUUUAAGUACACUAUUUUAAGAUGCAGGGUAUUGGUAUUAAGACACAAGACAAUGGAAUUUUACCAGCAAGCAAAGAUAUUGGAAAAAAUCGCAGAAAAUCUCGAUGGAAGCUUAAAUUUCAUCAUCAAGCAUUACCUCCAGAGUAUUUGAACCAUUAUGAAGCAUCCAUGAUGUCUCCUCAACCAUCUUCGGGAAUUUCAUCAUCUCCUACACCUAUCCUUUUCACAGGAAAUGUCAAAUCAAAACUACCACCAGAAGCUCAAACUAGUGUUCGUUUUGAUGAUCUACCAUACAUGGGAGAGAUGACAUUAGAUAAUGCAAAACCACGGAGAGGACGCAAACCAAAAAAGGCUGAUAUAUGUCACUUGAUAUAUAAAAACUACGGUACAACCGUUGUAGAAGAACCGUUGAACCUUUGCGUCAGAGACCAGAUAUCAUCAAUAAAUGAUUUUCAACUACCUGGUUCUGCCAGUCUCCAGGAAACGCUGAAUAUUCAAUCAAAAGACUCUAAACGUAAGAGCAAAAAGUCACUGGCUCGAGAGCGUUUGGAAAAAACAUUUAAAGAAAAAGGUUUCUUAAUACAAACGCAACAACUGGAAUCCGCCCAAGGUGCCACAUACUGUAAAUUUAGACAGUUAAGGAAGUUUACACGGUAUCUGUUUAGAAGUUGGAAACAUCAUUUACCUGGUGAUGUCGUAGACAACGGUGUCAAUAGUCAGAUUACUUGAAUUGUCAACUAAUUAAAUAAUAUGAUUUAUAAGUGUUCUUUCUAUGAGUGAAUUAUAUCUAUAAUAAUUCUUAGAACUCAAUACACAGACGAGUGUAAAUUACGAAUAUCUAAGUAUUUAGAAACGAAAUUAAAAUCAAUGUGUUAAAAACAUAAUUUAAUAAUUUAUUGGAGACAAAGAAGUUUUGUUGGUGAGUGUUAUUAUACAAUUUUGAAAAAGAAAAACGUAUUUGCUGAAGGAAAACAUCGAAUUUAAAUGUCUAAAUGACGUAAAAUUAUAAACAACACAUGAGCUUAAUGCAAAGUGAACUUUGACGUUUGUCUUAUGCAAUCUUUCAUUUGUACAAUUGGUAAUACAAUUAAUACUUAAUUGGAAUUAUUAAACUCGUUUACUUGAAUUUACACCAAUACCAUCGUUAUUCAAAAAAAAAGUAAAUAUUUAAUCAUUUGGUAACAAUAAAAUAAUUUUAAUGAAAAAGAUACUAUUCAUUAUUAAAUUAGAUUUUACUUUUUUUUAAUUCUUUUAUGAUUUCCAAAACAUGGGAUCGAUUAAAAUGAAGAUUUUCAAUGAAUUCGUUUACUUCCUUAAACACAUUUAUGUAUGGGGAAUGAGUCGAUUGGAGACCUUGACAUAUGUAAUAAGUUAUAACGUUUCACAAUAUAAUUUUAAAAACUAUUUUUAGUAUAAACGUGAACUUUAAAAUAUAUUGUAAGGAAUGACGAAAUACGAAUAAUAUAAUUAUAUUUGGUCUACAUAUUUAUAAAUUAUAUUAUUAUAAUUGUAUUUCUCUUUUUGAUAUGACUUUGUGAGAUUCAAUUUUCAUAAUUAUUUAUAUUAACACUGUUUCCAAAAUUAUUGGUCACGUCCAUAAUAUUCUGUUGUCUUGUGUCAUAUUAUACAAUAAUAUGUAAUAAUAUUAUACGUACUUAUUAUGUUUGUAUCAUAUUUCUUAAAUAAAACGUGCGAAAAAUAUAAACCAACCGUCAAUCGUCAUAACACAUAACAGAAAAAUAUAUAUAUAUUGAACAUAGAUAAGAUAAAUGCAUAAAAACACACAUUUAUAUAUUAUAUGGUAGGAUAUAAGUUUUCAAAAUUGUGACUGAGAUACCUUUGUUAUUUAUUAUAUUUCAAUUAAUUUUGUUUUUAAUGUAUUCAUUUUUAAAAUAAUUUAUGAACAUUUUAAAAAAAAACGCUCAUAGGUAUAUAUUAUAUAAUCUAAUAAUAUUUUAUAAAUAUUUUUAACAUCUCUUUUUUUCAAUAUUUAAAAAUCAUACACACAAAUACAUCAUAUUUAUCUAUGUAUAAAUCAUUUUUUAGUUUUUACUUUCAAAAUUGAGAAUUUGAAUAUCAAACUAUUUGUAUACAAUACAUUUUUCAGCAUUAUAAAAAUUUUUACGCACAAAUAUUUAAAUAGAUUCUUGAAAAAGAAUACUCGGUUUAUUUAUGAAUUAUAUUAAAUUAUAUGAUCAUAGAUGGUUAACUAUCAAUGAAUGAUAAAUAAUUAUCAAUGAUAGUAAUAAUAUGAAGGCAACAUCCAGAAAGGAAUAAACUUUCUCGUUAUAUAUAAUAAUGAUAUAAAGAAAAAAUGAAGAAAAAAAUACAAUUUAAAAUCAAUAUAAAAAUUACUUUAUUCUGUAUUUACUAGGUUCGAAAAUGUAUCAAUAAAUCAAAUAAAUUAAGUAUUUAAAUAUAUUUUAAUAGUUUUAAUGUAUUUUACAAAUAUAAAAUAUUAUAUAUUGAUGAACUAACAAAUUAUUUAUUUAUCUGUAGACUGUGAUAAAUAAGGUGCUAUUGGUGCUAAACCACCUAUAAAAAUGUUAUAUAAUAUGUUGACAAGUAUUUUAGUACCUAGUACCUAUUAUACCUAGUGUAUAUGAACACUGAUCUUUUUUGUUUUUUACUUGUUUUUACUUUGUUUAGUAAUAAUAUUUAUUUGUGGUUAAAAUAUUGUUACCAACACCAUAAGCCAAGCUAAUUUGUUGAAUUAUUUUUAAUUUUGAAGAAUAACAACAAAUGUAUUAUUAUAAUAAUUAUAUGUUUUUAUUAAAAGAAAUUUGUGUCAA
Molecule: messenger RNA, 3065 nt
Organism: Rhopalosiphum padi (bird cherry-oat aphid)
Lineage: Eukaryota; Metazoa; Arthropoda; Insecta; Hemiptera; Aphididae
Exons: 4
Coding region: 295-1002 (235 amino acids)
Source: RefSeq, a predicted model, not a curated record